AUGGCCACGGCGGUUGACCAGAAACUACUUCGGCAGACCAAGUUUCCUCCCGAAUUCAACCAAAAAGUUGAUAUGAAAAAGGUCAAUAUCGAGGUGAUGAAAAAAUGGAUUGCAGGCAAGAUCUCCGAAAUACUUGGCUCCGAAGAUGACGUUGUUAUCGAGCUUUGUUUCAACUUGCUCGAGGGUUCGCGUUUCCCCGACAUCAAAGCGCUUCAAAUCUCGCUCACCGGAUUUCUUGACAAGGAUACCCCCAAAUUCUGCAAGGAAUUGUGGAACUUGUGCUUGAGUGCGCAGUCAAAUCCGCAAGGUGUCCCGAAGGAGUUACUUGAAGCCAAAAAGCUGGAGCUGAUACAGGAAAAGAUUGACGCUGAGAAAGCUGCCUUGGAAGCUAAGAAUAAAAAAGACGAGGAACAAGCUCAAGAGCGGGAGAUUGACUCCAUCCGACAGCGUGAACGAGCCGAGCGUGGCCGUGGUCGGCGUGGUGGUGGCCGUGGCGGACGAGGAUACGAUACGCGACCGCCGAGAUACUCAAGGCAGAGGGGCGCGGAACAUGGGUCGAGGGCGUUCGGUGACCAGAUCACCCUCUCGUCCUCGGUCCAGGUCCCUCUCCUCGUCGCGAUCGCGUCGUGCUGGCCGGUCCGCGUCAAAGUCAAGAUCCAGAUCGAGGUCCAGGUCCAGGCCCAAGACACCGGCAUAUUCCCGAAGCCCAUCCCCAGCACCGCGAAGAGAACGAGAUUCAAGAAGCAAGAGUCGGACUAA
Cladophialophora psammophila CBS 110553 is the source of this 759-nucleotide messenger RNA. RefSeq lists its product as uncharacterized. The coding region runs from base 1 to 759 and encodes 252 amino acids. Gene Ontology annotation, cellular component: spliceosomal complex. Lineage: Eukaryota; Fungi; Ascomycota; Eurotiomycetes; Chaetothyriales; Herpotrichiellaceae. Gene Ontology annotation, biological process: regulation of mRNA splicing, via spliceosome; mRNA processing. The record is from RefSeq and is a predicted model, not a curated record. Gene Ontology annotation, molecular function: RNA binding. The transcript has 5 exons.